AUGUGGUCCCUUGGGCGACCAUCGGUCUCGUCAGUCCUGGGAGCACUGGCGAUUGUACCCUUGCUUCUAGUGGGUGAUAGGGUCGUUGCGAAACCGUGUGUGGGUUUCGACUCCAACUGGGGACUGUACGUAUUCGGGCUUGACCGUGAUGUCAGCCUUGGGCCGUCUAGCAACUGGAACGCCAAUCGCAGACCGUACGUCGGUGAUAUUGCAUACCCCGCCCGCCUCUUUUCCUACCCCUCUCAUCUGUCGAUUUAUCCGCCCUCCGCUACACGCUUACUGAUAACUGUCCCAUCAUUUCUAGACCUUUCAAUGGCACGAAUACUCAACGCCGAUACGACCCAGCCUAGCAACAUACACAUCUUUAGCUUUGAUUCGCAGAGCUGGACGACGCAGGGAGUUGCUGCCAAUGGCGUAGAUCCCAAGAAUGUUACCGCGAUCCUGGAUCGCGACACCAACGUCUUCUUUGGCCUCUCUAACUCUCAACUCUACUCGCUCGAUAUGGGUGAUUUGUCACAUGCAGAUGGAGGUACCCGAGGAUGGGGAUAUGUCCAGAAUCCGCCAUUCGCGCAGAAUGGUGCUUACCCCAGUCCGGUCAUGGCCCUCGCACAGAACCACAUUCACUUUUUGAACGUUGGAGCGGCUGCUACUGUCAAUAUCUUCGUCAUCCAUUUCUCGUAUAUGCAGCCCGAACAGCAAGUCUUUGCUCCCAGUGAAAAUGGUGGACAGGGAUUCCCCUCUGUAAAGGGCCAUACCGCCACCAUCUUCAAGGAUAUACAGUCGACGCCUCAAAAGUUUGCAUUCAUUCCCGAUGACGGGAGUGCGACCUUUAUCUUUGAUACGGUGAGGAUGCAAGGACCAACGGAUAAAUCGACAGUGAUGCUCGCUGCCAGUCAAACGGAAUUGGUCCAGAUGACAACCUCAGGCGAGGUCUAUUGGAUUCCAUUGAACCAAGACGACCCCGCGCCCAAUGCUAGCGCUGCUUGGAAAAAGCUUACCUUGCCAUUACAUUUGCCCGCCGCGUCGACGAAUUCGACGAGGUCUGCAGACAACACUCCAGCAUCGACGCCAACACCAGCUUCUAUGGCCUCGCUAUGUUGCCCAUCAACCAAGGCGUAUCGUGACCGCCCAAAUCAAGCUCAUGAGGCAAAGUUUACUGCAUUUUUGAAUAUAUACCCCAGUGUCAUAGUUGAAUCAUCUGGAUCCAGUGCCUCUUCGAUCAAGAAAGCCUAUCCGUUUAUCGUGCAGCUCCUAGAGAAACAGGGUGAUGAUGCACCAGUUCGCAAACGCUACUUUGCCUGCCAGGAGGUGGAGAAACCGAUGGUCCCUCCCAUCUCUACCCACACCAGAAAGAAGUCAGAGGGCUCUUCGGUCCCUAUUUAUCGACCUCCUAUCAAUUCUACAACAUCGACUAAUGCACAACCCAUGAGAAAGGCUUCAUAUUCCUUUGGUUUAAGCAAGGCUCUACUACCCAACUCCCCCCUAAGGGCAACCCACAAUGAUCAAGAAAACAAGGAAUAG
Acaulospora colombiana is the source of this 1521-nucleotide messenger RNA. NCBI's taxonomy places the organism in Eukaryota, Fungi, Glomeromycota, Glomeromycetes, Diversisporales, Acaulosporaceae. The record is from the annotation of a GenBank genome assembly.